This is a messenger RNA of Ogataea polymorpha, 3798 nucleotides long. RefSeq lists its product as uncharacterized. Lineage: Eukaryota; Fungi; Ascomycota; Pichiomycetes; Pichiales; Pichiaceae. Gene Ontology annotation, biological process: mitochondrial tryptophanyl-tRNA aminoacylation. Gene Ontology annotation, cellular component: mitochondrion; mitochondrial matrix. The record is from RefSeq and is a predicted model, not a curated record. The coding region runs from base 17 to 1117 and encodes 366 amino acids. The transcript has a single exon. Gene Ontology annotation, molecular function: tryptophan-tRNA ligase activity; ATP binding.
GAAAACAAUUUACCGCAUGUUUCGCAGAUUUGUCUCUACAGUGUGUGUGGAAUAUGUCAACUCUUCCUCGUUUAGUUUACCCCAAGGCUCGAUGCUAGUGAGUGGCAUCCAGCCCACGGGGUCGUUUCAUCUGGGAAACUAUCUCGGAGCUGCGAAGACCUGGCACACGAUAGCCCGAAAACUCGACUCUUCGUCUCAAAUGAUUCUCUUUAUCGCAGACCUGCACUCCCUCACUGUGCCCCAGAACUACUCUGUUUUGAAAAGGCAGAGAUUCGAGGCAUAUGCGUCUCUGUUGGCCUGCGGCCUAGAUCCUGCAAAAGUUACAAUUUAUCAUCAAGCUGCCCUACCUGAACACACACAGCUGCAAUGGGCACUGACCUGUUUUGCUGGUAUGGGACUUCUUAACCGGAUGACUCAAUGGAAGGCCAAAGCAGGUGUGAAAACCGAGGCCGAGAUACAGAAUGAACUGGGAGCUGUCAGGCUUGGGCUAUUUGCAUACCCCGUGCUGAUGGCUGCCGAUGUGCUGCUAUUCAACGCUACACAUGUUCCUGUGGGCCAGGACCAGGUGCAGCACUUGGAGCUCACAAGAGAUGUUGCGUCUGCCUUUAACAAACAGACCAACACCAAGUUUUUCCGCUCUCCAAAGACCCUGAUGGCACCUGCCAACAAAAUCCUGAAUCUGAGAGAUCCGUCAAAAAAAAUGUCCAAGUCCGAUCCCGACGAGCUCACAAAGAUAAACAUCACAGAGGACCCGACAUCUAUGAGAACGAAAAUCAUGAAGGCCACCACGGACUCUAUAGAUGGACCUUUGACAUUCGAUCCGGAGCAGAGACCAGGUAUCUCCAAUCUAAUCACCAUUUACUCGGCUAUUGCGAACCAGACCAUAGAGGAGACAGUGUCUCAGGUCAAGGAUUUUUCCAAGAGAGAUCUGAAAGAGCUUGUGGCUGAAGCUGUGGUGAAAGAGCUGGAAGAGCCCAAUAGAAUUUACAAAGAGCUUGUGGCCUCACCAGAUUUGCUCCAUAAAUACAGUCUGGAAGGAGCAGACAAAGCACGAGCCGUGGCCAGCAAAAACUUGAAAGAGGUGUACAAAAUCCUCGGCAUGGACAUGGAGACGUAAUUUUGGUAUAUGUACAUCAUUAUCUAGUCGUUACAGUAUGUCAUCUUCCAGAAGACCAGUGUUCUCUCCGUACACCACCAGUAUUCUUUGCACCUCUCUAUAUUUGGAGCAACUGAGAAUAAGCGUUUUCAAUAGUUCUGCUGUAUCCAAACCGCAUAUCUUUCCCUCUUUGCUAAAAUAGAGUUCCUCGAACAACUCAAUCAGGCGAUUUUUGAGAUUGAGCUCGCAUAGUCUUUUCACGUAGAGAAUCAGAUAGCUUUUAAAACUCUUCGCGUCCUGCAGCUGUUGAUACACUAAUAUUUUGUUUUCGAGAUGGUUGAGUGAAAUCACCGUCUCCAGGUUCUCGUAUCCCUCUUUCAUCAACAUUACCUUGGAUAUUUUAUUCAGAAGACGGCCCUUUCCUCGACGCAGAAGCUCUUCAUUUGUGCGACUUUCCAAAACACCAACGAUGGACUCAUCCUCGAUCUGCGACCUUGUGAAAUCCCAGUAUUGUGACCCGAACGCCCACCAGGAGUCGCUAAUUAGAGACCAUGAGUUCAUGUUUUUGUCGUACAAGUACCCGUUGCCGUUGCUGAGAGUGACUAUGGGAACUCCUGUGCUGGAAAUUGAACACAUGGUAAGGUUUUCAGACCGCGUGAGAAGAUCCCCAUUCACAAACACCAGUCCGUUGGCCUCUGUGAUUGUCUCGUACUGAUUGGCGCGGUAUAUCGGCUGCAAUAAAGGGUACAGCGACGUUGGUCUGAAAAGGGCCUUAGGAACGUCCAAGUCCCAAGCGUACAUCUCUCCCACGCUCGUGACGGCCAGCAGAUACUGGUUUUUCAUUUCCAUAAAAGACAGAGGCGACCCCAAAAUCAAGGGAGGCAGUACGCGGCGCCCCGAGCUGCCGUAAACUAUUAUCUGUCCAUUGGUUGUCGACACGGCCCAAUGCUUUUCGGUGGCAGCCACCAAGUGCACCUUGUGCGGAAUAAAAUCCACAAAUAUCUGCUUUCUAUUUUCUUCUGACAGCUUCUUCAUUAGUGCGAUCCGUGUGGGUGACGACUCAAAUCCUGUGCCAUUCUUCACCUCUAAAUAUAAGGACUCAUCCUCUGGCAAGGUGUAGAAAAAAUUGAGUCGCACUUUGGCCACGGAAAUCCUCACAUUACUAAACGAGAGCUGCGGAUUGAGCACCACAGAGCCAAUAAAAUCCAACGGUUCUAGCUCUCUCUUUUUCUUGCCGUUUUGGGCGCUGUCGUCCUUCUUGAUAAUUUUGUUUGCUUUCUGCGAGAGUUCCCGAGGAACUGACGUUGAUGGUGCAUCGAAAUCCGCUGUCGAAGCAGGCCGUUUUUUAAGAUCCACCGGAACCGUAGACACCUCUGGAACAGCAGGCCCAUUGGAUUCUUUUUUAACUGCCGUCUUCUUAGGGUCGGUAGCAGGGGCCGCAACGGGCUCCUUGACUGACUCAUUUUCCUUGAUCCACUUAUCGCGUCUCUUCAGCUGUCCUGCAAGCGUUUCCGCCACAGCCUGUUCCAGCUGCAUCUUUUUGUCCAGUGGAAUGACUGCGGUUCCCAACUCGCCCUCUCCAAAAACACCUAUCAACAGCUCGCCCGCGGCUGUCGAUAUGAAGAGUAGACGGCCGUCGGCACUCCAGCACAUAUCCUGAAUCGCGCUGAGACUGACCUCGUUUGCAAUAAUGAGCGGCGCACUCGAGGCAGUGUUCCAGAUCGCAACAGUGCUCUCUGCCGACGCGGUGGCCAAAAUGUAGUACUGCUUGGCCGUAGCCGGGUUCAUAUCGGAAGGGUCUUUGUUUGCCGGGUUCGCGUACACGAUUGGAGAAAAUGCUGUCAUAAUGCACCGGAAAUCAGAGGCCAUUAAAGUGCACCAGCUAUUCCAACUGGAUCCGUCCGGGUUGUUGAGCAGAGCCACCAACGAGGACUUGCCCUUGCCCAUAUUUGGACAGGCGAGCACCUUGUCGUCGGCAGACCACGCCACCUUCCGCAAAUUGGCCUUCACCUUGAGGUUGCUUGACAAGUUUGAAAGUUGUUGGGAAAUCUUGUACUUGAACACCCUGCCGUGUUCCUGGUCCUCUUGCAAAGAAUACUCGACGAUAUUAGCCAGCUUGUCGUCUCCCUGUGUAAAUAAGUACUUGUUGGCGCAGUGAUCGAAGGUGAUCCCCUUCACGGCGAUAGUGUCGUCGUUGCUAUGUAUGUGCAAGCUCGUGAGCUGUUUUCUGUACAGGGUGUCGUAGAUGACAACCUCGUUAUUCAUCGAGGAGAAGGCCAGCAGCUGGUCGUCUGCGGACCAGCUGCAGUCUAUUAAUUGACCUUUCUUCUGGCGGUACAACAACACGGUUUCACACAGUUCUGGAUCUUCUGGGUGCUCGACAAGGAAAACCUCGCCGUUUUUGCACAGAGCCACAAGAAGAUGACUGUUCUGGUGCAGGUUUGCAAACUUCAAACAUGAGAUCUUACUCCGCGUCUUGAGCGUCACAACAUUAUCAGCCUGCUGCGCCUCGGUGAAUUUGGCCUUGUCAAUGGCCGGCGUUGUUUGCACUUGCGACGGACUCUUCGUUUCCAACGUCUCGGCAUCGGGCACCAUUCCAACAAACUUGGACAUGGAUCGCACCAUUAUCGUGGCAUCAUUUCCUGCGGUGGCCACGUACUCGUUUGUGGAGUUGACAGAAACGAAGUAUGCUGCAGUGCUCG